AUGUCGAUGUAUUACAGCGAUGACGGUGUGAUACAGGAUGGUGAUACACUGGAGGAGGUACAGGAGAAAGCCAGGAAGCACGGCAGAGCGAUUGCCAUGGACUUCCUAGGUACCGCUGUCAGGAGGCAGGUUCCGUGUGAGAUCAACCGGUGCAGAUUCUUCUUGGAGCAGUACGAACGUAACAUGCGAGAGGAGAAGAACGCUUCACUUGUUCGACUGUUCCGGAUGAAGAUUACCAUGUUUGCAAGCAUCAUCGAGACGCUGCGCAUCCACAUGAAGGACGCACCGGAGAUCGGGCCUGAGUACCGCGCGCCUGAGUACCGCGAUAAGGGCCGGGGAGGAGAAUACAGUAUGCGUGAGAGAGAGAUAAUAAGAGAAUGGGAGAAAGGGAGACGCGAUGAGUGCAUGGGUGUUUCACCACCCCUCCAUUCGACCUGUGCCUACACCGGUCGUAUACGACCUGCUUUCCCGCGCAUUUGCCCGUCGCGGGAGAACGGAGGGGGGGCGAUGCAGGGAGCGGAGGGAGCGACGAGGGGGAGCGCAGGGAGUGUCAAGUACGUCAGCUCUCUGACCAGCAAGUGUUUCCGCUCGCACGACGUGUGUGUGAUGUGCGGGGUGCUGCUGGCGAACGACGAGGGGCGGAGGAGCAAGACGGUGCGGACGUUCCUGGGGAUGCUGGAGAACCGCUGGCGCAAGACGCCGUACAUGUGGGCGGUGCUGAACCAGCUGGUCUCCUCCGCCGCCUCCCCGAACGAGCGGCUGACCGCCUGCACGGCCUGCAUCAACUGGAUCCGCCGCUCGGUGGUGCGGAACUACUACCUCGCCAUCCUGCCCGAGCACCUCCGCCUCGCCCUGCAGGAGAGCGGGGGCGACGUGAACCAGUGCAUCCGGCGGGUGGUGCUCCGCUGGUUCAACGACGUCAACAACCGCUCCCCGAUCUUCCGCCACCCCGACACGGCCUACGUGGUCAGGAAGGCCCUCGGGUGGACGGGCGACCCUCUCCGGGAGGAGGAGGAGAAGGGGGAGGGCGCGGAGCAAACGGCCGAUGAACCCCAGACCCCCGGCUACACCCAGACCCCGAGUGAUGCCCAGACCCCCAUGUACGAGAUCGUCGAUGAUGACGAGGAGGGUUCGGGUGAAGAAUACGAGAGUGGUGUGUGGGUUCGGGAGAUGGGGGUCUGUGGCAUGAUGGGAUCGGCUGGGAUCACCGCCCUGAAGGGCCCGGCGAGCCAGCAGGUGGUGGGCAACUCCCUCGUGUACACGCUGGAGGUGGAGGACCGCGGGAGGAUGGCGGAGAGGCUCUCCGAGCUGGAGGAUAUCGUGCGGCUCGAGUCGCUCUCGGAAAGCCCGCACUGUGGCGCGCUGCAGUCGGCGAGCUACAAGGGUUUCCAGAGGGAGGCGCUGGCGUGGGCGAGGGGGUACCGCCCCGUGCCCCCCGGCGGGUGCCACUUCCCCGCCAACCUCGGCUACGUCACUUUCAUCGGCGGCAGGCUCAGCUACAUCCUCCCGCUUCCCGAUGCGCCGAAGGGAGAGCCGAUGGAGGACCGAUACUUGAACAGGUUCACUUCCUAUAUUGCCAGUGCGCUACAAGUCGAUGUUGGUAAGAUUAAGGAGUUUCUGCACGAUCCUAGAGGAGAAGAUGCAUGGUAUUCGACCUUUUCCAAUGUCGUGUGGUCAAUUGAAAACAUCCAGAAUUUAGCCAUUGCGGUGGUAGAUGGUGCGUACCCUUACAUCAAGGGCAAAAAGAAGUCCUAUGAUGGUACUGUGCAAGAUCGAGUUCUGCGUUCUUUAAUAUAUACAAACGUGAGAGGUAUGGUCAAUACUCUUUACAACGACAGAAAUCAAGAAAAGAUAGUGAAGGUCUUGCAGGAUGUAUCAAUCAUUCCUGCCCAGUAUUACAUCUAUUCAAUCGUCGGGGCUAUCGCCAUGCAUUUUCCUGGAGUUUGUGAGCGGGUCGAUCCCUUGGAAAGACACGUGGAUUCCAUCCUCAAGUUGCUACGGAAAGAUGAUUCUCCGAACGCUGCAGACAUGGAGAGAGCCGAGUAUCUUUUCGGUAUCAUUCGGGAAAUUAUUUGGAAUGAUUUGCGGGUCGAUCAGCACAAAUUACUUACACUGUUGCUGCUGUUCAUGAAUAAGAAUAGGGCGAAGAUAGGGAUGGAACCCAUACAGUUAAAAUCCAGCGGGAGCAGUAUCCUCCCGCGUGUCGGUGCCCGCAUCCCCCUCCGCGCCACCGCCAGCGAGGGGGAGGUGAGGGCGGUGGAGGGGGCUAAGCUGCCGUUCGUCGGGGCGCUGCAGAUCGUCUGCCGGCGCAAGGGCCUGGAGCACAACAUCAUCGAGCACGCCAUCGCCUGGGUGAGCUGCAGGAACUCGUACUCGGCGGUGCCCAUGGGGGGCGGGGUCUUCCUGGUGUCGGGCGACCUGGCGACUGCGGAGCUGCAGCACCUGCAGGUGAUGGCGGUGGCGGCGGGUCCUUCGGUGGCGAAGCUGGUCAGCAUCGGCGCCCCGCCCAACGUCAAGGACAUCCACAUGGGCACGGGGAGGCUGCCGCUGCGGGCGGUGCUGGAGAUGGCGGUCGGCGGGGAGGCCCUGGAGGAGGGGGAGUCGAGCAACGGCUUCAUGAGCGUGGGGUUCGACCCCGUGCAGCCCGACGUGGAGAUCGUGGUGAGGGCGGUCCCGCUGCCGGGCGGCCUGGGGGGCAAGUUCUCCGCGAUGAACCGGACGGCACUGGGGGAGUACCGGAGGAUGGAGGAUAAGCUGAUCCCCAUGGGGCAGGACCGGAUCAACCGGUACAACAUGCAGCAGAACGUGGUGGCGCUUAACUUCUGCCAGGAGAUGGAGCGGCGGGGCAUCAAGCGGCACCCGGAGGGGGUGAUGUCGGGCCUGUUCGUGAGCAGCAUCGGCAACACGCUGGUGGACGUCCUGACCAACAUGGACGUUAUCAUGCAGGAGAAGAUCCGUAUCUCGAGGACGACGGCGCUCGACGCCUUCGGCAUCACGGCGCUGCUCUUCCGGAUGACGGGGCUUUCGGCCCACGACCGCGUCGACGAGAGGGUGGCGGCGGACUGCCUCGCCAAUGUCGGCGGGCUGUUCGCCUCGGACCUGACCUACGCGAGUGACGUCAAGCCCCUGCUGCCGGAGAAGCGCCCGCAGGACCUGAAGCCGCUGCUGGACCGGAGUGAUGGUGAGGAGGAGGUGGUCGUGGUGUACGAAGAUUCUGGGAUGGGUUCUGGGAUGGGUUCUGGAAGUUCCAGGGUCGGUUCUUCCAUGAAGGCACUCGGGAGGGACGCCGGGGCGGACGCCCGCAAGAACGACCUGGAGACCGUCCCGGCCUACGCGAUGAGCGAGGACAUCAUGGUCCCUUUCUCGGACAUCUUCCUGCGGAUGUCGCACGCCCAAGAGACGCUGUUCAACCACCUCAGCGACACGGAGAGGCGGGGGUACCUGGAGGGGCUGCGGAGCGGGGACUGCGAGGACCUCUCCCACAUGGGCAUCCUGGGUUUCAGCUACAUGCGCCGCUUCUGUGUGCGGCUGAGCAGCAAGUGCGGGGUGAUCUACGACGAGUACCCGGAGCUGGAGCGGAUGACCAAGGAGGCGUUCGCGGAGGAGGUGUACCGCUCGAUCCGGGCGCAGGAGGAGGUCAAGGACUGGACGGACGACGAGCUCCGGGGGGUGAUCCGCCAGUGCGGCGAGUUCGGCGAGCACCUCCACGACACCUCGAUGCGGGCGGUGCUGAUGACGGCCAAGGCGGCGAAGAUGUCCGCGACCGGCAAGCCGAUGAACAUGCCCCCCGCGGGCCACUGCGCGGCCAUGAUCGUCAGGGGGAGGAGCUCUGUGGAGGCGGCGGCGCGCUCGCGGCCCGAGACCAGCCUGACCUCCGGGAUGGAGAACCAGCAGAGCAGCUACGACCGCAUCCUCACCGAGAUGACGACGGCGGUGAGGAUCGAGAGCUUCGUCGGGAGGGAGGAGGUGACGGGCAAGCCCGCCUCGUACGUCUCGCAGAAGAUCCGGGCGAACGGGGGCCUGCCCAACCCUUUGAGUGAGGCCACGUUCUACAACAAGUGCACGAUGUUCAUGGCGCCCACGCGGGAGAUGAAGCCCUGGAUGCACAUCGGCAAGCUGGACGGCAUCUUCUGGCAUGUGGUCUCGACCAUCGGGGACACCAUGCUGCUGAAGCACUCCACCGUGGGCGUGCCGAUCACCGAGGCCGUCAGCUCGACCGACAAGGAGCUGCGCGGGAUCAAGGUCGACUUCACCGAGGCGGAGAGGCAGGAGACGCUGAUGAUGGCGCGCUACGCCCUGCCCCCGAUCGAGAGCAACACCGCGCUCAUCGGGAGGAAGUUGGACCGCCCCCUCCCCCGGUGCAUCUACGGGCCCAACACCAUCCCCAUCGGCUACAUCGUGGAGAAGCGCGAGUCGCCGGAGAUCGCCGCGUGGGUGGCGCAGAACCCCGCCCAGCGCUACCUCGUCAACCUCGGGAGCAAGACCAUCGCGGUCCACCAGAUGAACAAGUGCGCGAUGAAGGGGCUGCGCGAGACGCUCAUGAAGCAGGACAGGGUGAACAUUGUGGAUUCGGUCUAA
Messenger RNA from Guillardia theta CCMP2712, 4578 nucleotides. RefSeq lists its product as hypothetical. The record is from RefSeq and is a predicted model, not a curated record. The transcript has 5 exons. Lineage: Eukaryota; Cryptophyceae; Pyrenomonadales; Geminigeraceae. Bases 1 to 4578 code for a protein of 1525 amino acids.